GCCACACGGAGCCACUGAAGCCGCACGGAGCCACACGGAGCCACUGAAGCUGUACGGAGCCGCACGGAGCCGCACGGAGCCACACGGAGCCGUACGGAGACACGCAGAGACACGCGGAGCCACACGGAGCCGUACGGAGCCACACGGAGCCACACAGAGCCACUGAAGCUGCACGGAGCCGCACGGAGCCACUGAAGCUGCACGGAGCCACACGGAGCCACUGAAGCCGUACGGAGCCGCACGGAGCCAUACGGAGCCACACGGAGCCACACGGAGCCACUGAAGCCGCACGGAGCCACACGGAGCCACUGAAGCUGUACGGAGCCAUACGGAGCCAUACGGAGCCAUACGGAGCCACACGGAGCCACUGAAGCCGCACGGAGCCGCACGGAGCCACUGAAGCCGCACGGAGCCAUACGGAGCCGCACGGAGCCACUGAAGCCGCACGGAGCCGCACGGAGCCACACGGAGCCGUACGGAGCCAUACGGAGCCCCACGGAGACACGCGGAGCCGCACGGAGCCACUGAAGCCGUACGGAGCCCCACGGAGCCACGCGGAGCCGCACGGAGCCGCACGCCGGGCAUCGCGGCAGCGCUCGGCGCGGUAUCGCUGACACGGCGUCGCUGGCACGGCACUGACACGGCGGCGGCACACGACGUCCCGGGGCGACACGGAGCAGCCGGGAGCCCGGAGCCAGCGCCGAAACUGACCGAUAAUCCCGAAUCCGGCGCCGAAAUUGACCGGGGAUUGGCCAUCUGGCGCUGAAAUUGACCGAUAAUCCCGAAUCCGGCGCCGAAACUGACCGGGGAUUGGUGAUCCGGCACUGAAAUUGACCGAUAAUCCCGAAUCCGGCGCCGAAAUUGACCAGGGAGCUGCGCUCCGGAGCGGGAGGGGAGCCGGGAUCCAGUGAGCCGGGAUCUGCGGUCCAGCACUGAAGCUUGACAAGGAUCUGGGAUCCAGCAUGGAAACUGACCGGGGAUCCAGGAUCCAGGGUUGAAACCGACCAGCGAUCUGCGAUCCAGGACUGAAACCGACUGGAGAUUUGAGAUCCGAAGCAGGAACUGACCUGGGAUCCAGGAUCUGGGAUUGAAACUGACCAGGAAUCUGUCAUCCAGGACCAAAACCGACCGGAGAUUUGGGCUCUGACACAGAAACUAAGUCAGGAUCUGGGAUCCAACACUGCAACUGACCGGAGAUUUGGGAUCUGACAUUGAAACCAACCAGGGAUCUGCAAUACGGGACCGAAACCACCCAGAGAUUUGGGAUCUGGGGCUGGAACUGAGCCGGGAUCUGGGAUCCAACACCGAAACCGAUCAGAGAUUUGGGAUCCGCCGCUGCCUCUGCGCCGGGAUUGGGGCUGUGAGGCCGGACGGGGCGGACGUGCGGGAUCCGGCGAGUGGGAUCCGGUGAGCGGGAUCCGGGCAGGAUCCAGUGAGCGGGAUCCAGUGGAUCGGGCGCCACGAUGCCCCGCGCCUUCCUGGUGAAGAAGCCCUGCGUGGCCACGGCCAAGCGCAACUGGAGCGAGCUCCCGGACGAGCAGCGCGCCGACAUCUACGUGCCCAUCUGCCUGGGGGGCUGUGCCCUGCGCAGGGACCCGGUGCCGGCGGCCGCCCCCCUCGACAUGACGCUGCGGGCAGCCGGCUGCCCCCCCCCGCCGCCGCCCCCCGCCGCCCCCCCCGGCGGCCUCCCGGACCCCUGCCUGCACCCCAAGGCCAAGGCGUCGGCGGCCUCGGCGGGGGCCCCGGGGGGGCCGGGGGGGCCGGGGCCGCUGCGGUGCCCCGUGUGCCAGAAGGGCUUCGGGCUGGCGCGGCUGCUGACGCGGCACCUCAAGUGCCACAGCGAGGCCAAGCGGCACCGGUGCCCCUUCUGCGGCAAGGGCUUCAACGACACCUUCGACCUCAAGCGCCACGUCCGCACCCACACCGGCGUGCGGCCCUACAAGUGCAGCCUGUGCGAGAAGGCCUUCACGCAGCGCUGCUCGCUGGAGUCGCACCUGCGCAAGAUCCACGGCGUGGCGCAGCGCUACGCCUACAAGGAGCGGCGCGCCAAGCUCUACGUGUGCGAGGAGUGCGGCGGCACCGCCGACAGCCAGGACGCCCACCUGGCCCACCUGCGCCAGCGCCACCCCCACAGCCCCCUCCUCGCCAAGCUGGCCCGCCGCGGGGCCCCCCCGGCCGCCGCCCCGCCCCGCCCCGCCCCCUAGGCCCCGCCCCCCGCCCCCCUGGACACGCCCCCGCUGCCGUAGGCUCCGCCCUUGAGGUCCCCCCCCCUACACCAAGCUGGCUUGCGAGGCUGGCGGCAGUGCUGCACUGACCCGCUGUAAACCUAGGCCACGCC
Molecule: messenger RNA, 2338 nt
Organism: Dromaius novaehollandiae (emu)
Lineage: Eukaryota; Metazoa; Chordata; Aves; Casuariiformes; Dromaiidae
Gene: OVOL1
Product: ovo like transcriptional repressor 1
Exons: 4
Coding region: 1464-2204 (246 amino acids)
Biological process (GO): epidermal cell differentiation; regulation of transcription by RNA polymerase II
Cellular component (GO): nucleus
Molecular function (GO): DNA-binding transcription factor activity, RNA polymerase II-specific; RNA polymerase II cis-regulatory region sequence-specific DNA binding
Source: RefSeq, a predicted model, not a curated record